AUGAAACCUUGUCAAGAAGAAGAAAAAAUAUCUUCAGUGUUGGAACCUAAAUCACAAUCACUACAAAAAUUUACUGACCAAGACGCUGCCAGAGGUGCUGUACAUUAUUCUUUAUCGAAUCGGUCAUUUAUUGAUAAGGGCUGGACUAUGCUACCGACGGAGAAAAUAGUACGAAAGUUAAACGUUUAUCGCAUGCGACCAUCACAUCCUGAAUUCGAUUGGUUUGAAAAUAAUAAAAGUAAAAAGGUCAUGCAUUAUGACACUGGUGAAAUAUUGGCUGAAUUCGACGAAGAUGGGAGAGGCCGUUGGUUUUAUAGAAAUGGCAGAAUAGCUCUGGCCUACUACGACGCCGAAGAAGUUAAUGCCGGACAGCGUUACGUUGUAUAUAGUAAUGGAGAACCUGACGACAAGGGGCGUGCUCGUCCAAUAACGGUGCUAGCAACAUUUGACUAUCUUGGAAAUGGAAUUGUUUUUGAUCACACUGGUAAAAUAAGGCUUAAAUACAAUCAAACAGAGGGCGUGGUCUUGGAUAAAGAUAUAGGCCCAGUGUCACACUGGAAAUGGCACGAAUUAAAUGACCCUCCCGUACUGCAAAAAGUUAUGAUAGAUACUCAAAUGGCUGUUAAAGAUGCCGAAAUUUUAAAACUUGGAGGAAAUGAAGGGAAGAUUCCUCGAGUGGAUACCGAAGAAAUGCUUGCAAUAGAGUUUGAUAAUUUCAUUAAAGAGAAAAGUAAAAAAUUGUCACAAAAGUUCAAGCCGUUCCAAAUUAAAAUGAAAGCCUUGAAAAUUAAUGAAAAUUUCUCGUUGAGAGUAUUAGAUCAAGCCACUGUAUACCUUAACUUUAGAGACGGUCCAACAAAUUUGAAGUUAAACUUGGGUAUGAUUUUGGAUCACAAAGAAAUUGUGGACACAGAUACAGCGGAAGUUGGGGAAGUCACUUGCAAUUUGGAACGAUUCCCAGCGCGUACGGACAGUUUGGCAAUGCUACAACGUAGCGUCGCCCACGCUCAACACGUUGAAAGGUUAAGGUUAGAACGUGAACGUCGGUUCAGGCUUUCCGAAGUUAAACCGAGUGUCGACCGCAUAACUGCAGCAAUUUCCCGUCCACUAAAGCCUCCUGUGAACACUGUGCCUGAAACUGAAUGUAUGUGCAACAAAAGAAAACGGACUAUGUGCGAAUAUGAC
Iphiclides podalirius (scarce swallowtail) is the source of this 1185-nucleotide messenger RNA. NCBI's taxonomy places the organism in Eukaryota, Metazoa, Arthropoda, Insecta, Lepidoptera, Papilionidae. The record is from the annotation of a GenBank genome assembly.